CAGGGCUUGGAGGCUAGUGGGGAGAGUGCUGGAGUCACUUUGUCUUCCUUUCCAAGGGUCUCUGGAGACGGGCCCAUCUGUACUUGUGCCAUGGGGGCACUCUGGGCACUCUCUCUGGCCUUGGCUUCAGGCCUGGCCACUGCCAGACCACCUAACAUUAUUCUGAUCUUUGCUGAUGACCUCGGCUAUGGAGACCUGAGUUCCUAUGGGCACCCUAGUUCCACCACCCCCAAUCUGGACCACCUGGCUGCAGGGGGGAUGCGGUUCACAGACUUCUAUGUUCCUGUGUCUCUGUGUACACCCUCCCGGGCUGCCCUCCUGACUGGCCGGCUCCCUGUUCGGAUGGGCAUGUACCCUGGAGUCCUAAGGCCCAGCUCCCGGGGGGGCCUGCCCCUAGAGGAGGUGACCCUGGCUGAGGUCCUUGCUGCCCACGGUUACCUUACAGGGAUGGCUGGCAAGUGGCACCUUGGGGUGGGGCCAGAGGGGGCCUUCCUGCCCCCGCAUCAGGGCUUCCAUCGAUUCCUGGGCAUCCCAUAUUCCCACGAUCAGGGCCCCUGCCAGAACCUGACGUGCUUCCCGCCGGCUACCCCUUGCGAUGGUGGCUGUGACCAGGACCUAGUUCCCAUCCCACUGUUGGCCAACCUAACUGUGGAGGCUCAACCCCCCUGGCUGCCUGGACUAGAGUCCCGCUAUGUGGCUUUCUCUCGAGAUCUCAUGGCUGACGCCCAGAUCCAGGGUCGCCCAUUCUUCCUGUACUUCGCUUCCCACCAUACCCACUACCCUCAGUUCAGUGGGCGCAGCUUCACAGGGCGCUCAGGCCGCGGGCCAUUUGGAGACUCCUUGAUGGAGCUGGAUGCAGCUGUGGGGGCCCUGAUGACCACUGUGGAAGACCUGGGGCUGCUUGAGGAGACACUGGUCAUCUUCACUGCAGACAACGGACCAGAGACGAUGCGCAUGUCCAGUGGCGGCUGCUCUGGCCUCCUGAGAUGUGGAAAGGGAACAACCUUCGAGGGUGGUGUUCGAGAGCCUGCCUUGGCCUUCUGGCCAGGCCACAUUGCUCCUGGUGUGACCCACGAGCUGGCCAGCUCCCUGGACCUGUUUCCCACCCUGGCAUCCCUGACUGGAGCCCCACUGCCCAAUAUCACCUUGGAUGGCGUUGACCUUAGCCCUCUGUUUCUGGGCAUAGGCAAGAGCCCUCGGCGAUCUCUCUUCUUCUAUCCGGCCUACCCAGACGAGGUCUAUGGGGUCUUUGCUGUGCGGAGUGGGAAGUACAAAGCUCACUUCUUCACCCAGGGCUCUGCCCACAGCGACACCACCCCGGAUGCUGCCUGCCAUGCCACCAGCCCUCUGACUGCUCAUGAGCCCCCACUGCUCUAUGACCUGUCUAAGGAUCCUGGUGAGAACUACAACCUUCUGGGGAAUGUGGAUGAAGCCACCCCAGAAGUCCUACAAGUGAUGAAGCACCUCCAGCUGCUCAAGGCUGAGUAUGAUGCAGCCAUGACCUUUGGUCCCAGCCAGAUAGCCCGUGGUGAGGACCCCACCCUGCAGAUCUGCUGCCAGCCCAGCUGUACCCCCCACCCAACCUGCUGCUACUGCCCAGACCUUGGCCAGGCCUGAGGGCACUGGCCAAGUCACAGGGGGUCCUCCAAGGCCAGCCCAAAACUCAUAUCCCUGCCCUCUGGGUGUGUGAUGGUUCACCAACAUGAAAGGGCAAGGGUGUGGAGAUAGUUUGUACCUAAUAAUAUUAUAACACCAGCUGAGACUUGCAGGUGUGAUAAUUCAUCUAGUCCUUGUAACUGUGAGGCCAGUGCCAUUCCCCAGUGUUACAAAUGAGGCUGUUGAGGCUCAGGGAUGUUCAGGGACCUAUACAAGUCCAAGGUCACUCCACCAAAAAGAGGUUGAGCUAGGAUUUGAACCUAGGAAGUGUCCUAGCUCCAGCAGCUACCCCCACCCUGGUGAUCUGCAUGUGUCUGAGCAUACAUCAGCCCUAGUGUGGUCACAUCCAUUCACAGGAGCAACAAGUGCUUCUGUUCCAGGAACCAGUGGGGUGGAGAGGGUAUGGUGGCCAGAAGUCCUAGAAGAUGCAAAGCCCCAAGGAGACAGGUUUUCCCCAGGAAGAAGCAUUCUUAGAGGGACAGGAGGUGGUCACCUUGAUUUUCAUCAGAAAUCUGUCUAGAGUUGGGUGAUAAGCUGUACAUUCCAGGUAGGGUUAAGGGAUUGGAGGCCCUGCCAGCUCAUAAGAAGGUACACUAGCUACUCCUGAGACAGCCCUAUGAGGCCUCAAGUAAUCUCUUAAAAAUUCAGUUUGGGGUCUGCUGUGUUUUGAACAAAAAAUCAAAUUCCUUUCUUUGACCCACCCUGCCCUCAGGCCCCAGUGCUCUCCUUGCCCCUCAGUCUUGGUGGGCUGGCCUGUUUCCUCUACCAGCUAUGUUCUGCCUCUGAUGUGGACCUCUGCAGAGAGGGACCUCCUGACCACCUGCUUGAGUUUGCACAGCAUAUUGUGCUGACAUGCCCAGACAUUCUAGGUGCUCCUCAGUUCUGAUCACCUGAGAACAGUGCUAUGUGGGUGUGCCAAUACCUUUCCUUGGCAAACCAUUGCCUCCCUUACUAACAGGUCCCCACUUCUUUGCAGGGAGAGGCCCCUUGACCUUGAGGAGGCAGCCUCUCUCUGAUUCAGAAAGGUAAUGUCCAGUCUGAGUUGGUCACAACCCGGUGAUUGGUCCAGGAGUGGCAUGUGACAUGAGUCCUGAUAGUGAAAAGUCAGGGCAGUCCUCCAGGUGAGGCUCUGACUUCAGCAGAGCAGCUGGCCCUGCAAGGACACUGUGCAGCUGCUAAACCAGCAUCUCCAGCUGCCUGCUUGCAGAGCACCAAGAAUAAGAAAGUAAAUCCUGCCUGUUUAUACUCUACUGGUGAGCUGCAAAUCACAUGCAGCUAAAGUGGCCUUGCUGAAAUGAGACCUGAGUGGAUUAUGUACAGGCACUUAUGCAUGUGUGAUUCAUGGCAUCAUGUGUUCUGGGGCACCUCCACAUUUUCCAUGCAACUCUCCAAUCACUUCUGAUCUUGAUGUGGAACUGUGCUGACCACAACUGUUAUGUCUUGAGCCCUACCUACAUGCACUCAUCGGAUUAGAGGUGGCAGAUGGUGCCUCAAUCCAGGGUGAGGGCAGAGGGGAACUGCAAGAGGCAUGUGUCACAUUGACAGCAAACCAGUGAAUACCAACACCUGGGAACAGUCUGCAGGUAGCUUCUUCUGCUCCCUCUCUGAGUUAGUGUGUGCUAUGUGCUUAUUCCACUGCACAGUGCUGGGGCAAGGUCUCCUCAGAGGAGACCUACCCAACCUUGCUUUUGCAGUGCUUAUAGUCUAGCAAAGGAGAUGGGAUGUCAGACAUAUGGGAUUUCAGUGCAGUAGAAGUCACUGCAUUUGGAAGGGUGGGGCAUGUAGGUGUUGCCUGGAUAGGGACACCAGGAAACCUGGGGAUGCUACAGAUGUUCUCUAUAUUAGGAGUGGUGACUUGGGGCAUACAGACGAAUAAAACAA
This is a messenger RNA of Castor canadensis (American beaver), 3537 nucleotides long. The record is from RefSeq and is a predicted model, not a curated record. Lineage: Eukaryota; Metazoa; Chordata; Mammalia; Rodentia; Castoridae.